This is a messenger RNA of Rattus rattus (black rat), 1502 nucleotides long. RefSeq names its product ELOVL fatty acid elongase 1 (gene Elovl1). Gene Ontology annotation, cellular component: endoplasmic reticulum membrane; endoplasmic reticulum. The transcript has 8 exons. Bases 170 to 1009 code for a protein of 279 amino acids. The record is from RefSeq and is a predicted model, not a curated record. NCBI's taxonomy places the organism in Eukaryota, Metazoa, Chordata, Mammalia, Rodentia, Muridae. Gene Ontology annotation, molecular function: fatty acid elongase activity. Gene Ontology annotation, biological process: fatty acid elongation, saturated fatty acid; fatty acid elongation, monounsaturated fatty acid; fatty acid elongation, polyunsaturated fatty acid.
CAAGAUCUAGUCAGACAGGUGGAGCCGCCAGGGCAGGAGUCUCAAAGAGCCAGGCUCCUGGAGUGGAAGAGAGAGAGAGAGGCAGAACUUGCCGGUGAAAAGAGGGGAGGAGAGAGGCUGGAGGUGAAGCACUGGAAGAAGGCAGAAGGCUGGAGAGUCCUUAGCCAGGAUGGAGGCUGUUGUGAACUUGUACCAGGAAUUGAUGAAGCGUGCAGAUCCCCGGAUCCAAAACUACCCUCUGAUGGGAUCCCCCUUGCUAAUAACAUCCAUCCUUCUGACCUAUGUGUACUUCGUCCUAUCACUUGGGCCUCGAAUCAUGGCUAAUCGGAAGCCUUUCCAACUUCGAGGCUUCAUGAUUGUCUACAAUUUCUCACUGGUGACACUCUCCCUCUACAUUGUCUAUGAGUUCCUCAUGUCUGGCUGGCUGAGUACGUACACCUGGCGCUGUGACCCUGUAGACUUUUCCAAUAACCCUGAAGCACUUCGGAUGGUUCGAGUGGCCUGGCUCUUCAUGCUUUCCAAGGUCAUUGAACUCAUGGACACAGUGAUAUUUAUUCUCCGGAAGAAGGAUGGGCAAGUAACCUUCCUCCAUGUCUUCCACCACUCAGUGCUUCCCUGGAGCUGGUGGUGGGGGAUAAAGAUUGCUCCAGGAGGAAUGGGCUCUUUCCACGCCAUGAUAAACUCCUCUGUACACGUCGUCAUGUACCUCUACUACGGAUUGUCUGCUCUGGGCCCUGUGGCUCAGCCCUACCUUUGGUGGAAGAAACAUAUGACCGCCAUUCAGCUGAUCCAGUUCGUCCUGGUCUCACUGCACAUCAGCCAAUACUACUUCAUGCCCAGCUGCAACUACCAGUAUCCUAUCAUCAUCCACCUCAUCUGGAUGUACGGCACCAUCUUCUUCAUACUGUUCUCCAACUUCUGGUAUCACUCUUACACCAAGGGGAAGCGGCUGCCCCGUGCAGUUCAGCAAAAUGGAGCUGCAGCGUCCAUGAAGGUCAAGGCCAACUAGCACCAGGGCCUAGACGGUGCCCACCUAAGUGCCUCGGGACUGCAGCUGGGCAGCACCCACAAGUAUCCUCUCCACCUACACCCAUGACCAGGACUCUUGUGGUCAGGACUGAAUAGGCGGAUUGGCUCUCUUCCCCACAGCUGGUCUACAGGGACCACUGUCCCCAUUCCUUCUCCCAGCCAGUUCCAGGGAUGUGGCCUCAUGCUGUCUGCCACCAGAACUGGAGGCUGGAAAGGGCUGGACACUUACUACCCACUCCUUGCCUUAAAAACUCGGGAGAAGAACACUCAGGGCUGGCCCGCGCCCGGGCCUUGUGGCCUUUCUCCUCACACUGAAGAGGUCAGCAAUAAUCUGUCACUGUGGACUCAGGCUCCCUUUUCACUCCUCAUGGAAGCAUGAGCUUCUGGGCCAAAGGUCAGGAUGGGCAGGCCACAGGCCUGGCAGUGCAGGCUGUGCACUCAACUGUGUCUUAAUUAAAGUGACAGGAAACCAC